This is a messenger RNA of Penicillium verrucosum, 1470 nucleotides long. Its product is annotated as M24 family metallopeptidase. The transcript has 5 exons. The record is from RefSeq and is a predicted model, not a curated record. The coding region runs from base 1 to 1470 and encodes 489 amino acids. Lineage: Eukaryota; Fungi; Ascomycota; Eurotiomycetes; Eurotiales; Aspergillaceae.
AUGUCGAAACAGCUACCCUUCAGCACCGUGGAGGUGAACCCCCGUAAUCACUUCUCGGCUCGAAGCCUUGCGUUGGCGAUAGCUAGUGCUGCUCUGUUAGUCACAGGUUACAAUCUUUCUCGUCAUUCAUGGUCGCUCGGAGUCCAAAAUCCCCUCGCCCCGGAUCAAAGUGACGCGGACAACCCCGCCCGCGUCAAAGCCUUCCAACAAUGCGCAAUCAACAACCUUCUCGAGACAGGACUACCGUUCAUGAAAGAUGUCGCGCCCGUCUCAGUUCCAGACUUUGAAGAGCGACGGGAUCGAUUGGCGCUAGCACUGGUCGCUGAGGGAGCCGAUGCAUUUGUGGUGGAACCGGGAUAUACAUUCAAGUACUAUGGCAACGUGAGCCAGCCCGAGUGGGAAGUGUGGGAGCCGGAAGAGCGUCCUUUUUUGAUGGUGAUACGCCCGUUCCACGACGAAGCCACGGGCAGCGUCAAGGCCAACACCACCUUCCUCUGCCCAUCCUUUGAGGCUGAACGUGCCCGUCUACUUGGAAUGCCCUUUUCCGAGGAAAUAUCAAUUGUUCCGUGGGAGGAGCACUGGAAUCCGUACACUACUCUCUGGCAAUCGGAUGUGUUCUUGACCCUCCGUCGACCAGCACGCCUGAUGGUGGACGAAGAAAUGCGAGACUUCAUCCAGCGCGGACUUGGAGCUGCGGGAUUCGAUGUAGUCGGUCUACAGGGCGAGGUUGAGGAAGUUCGACAGAUCAAAACUGCUCGGGAGGUUGAAAUUCUGCGCGCGGUCAAUACCGGAACUGUGGAGGCGGUGCGACAGAUGAGAAAAUGCCUCUACCCCGGAUUGACGGAGAAUGAAAUAGCUGCCGCCCUCGACGAUGCCCUUCGAGCCGCCGGGUUGGAUCCCUUUUUCGACAUUGUGCUUUUCGAUGAGAAUGCAUCCAACCCGCAUGGUGGAACUAAUGGGUCUAAGGUUUUGGAAGCCGAGACCUUUGUCUUGAUCGAUGUCGGUGCACACCUCUAUGGAUACUCGUCGGAUAUUUGCCGCACUUUCUUCCCUCCGUUCUUGCAGAAGCCUUCCGAAGGCAAUUUGGUUUCACGGCACAUGAGAGAGAAGCUGAAAGUUUGGGAUAUCGUUUUCGAGGCGCAAACUCGCUCAAUUGAUCAAAUGCGCGAGAAUAUGACCGCAGCCAGUGUAGACAUUGCGGCACGCGACGUGAUCAGUCAUGCUGGAUAUGGAGAAGCCUUUACGCAUUGUGUGGGGCAUGGUAUUGGGAUCAAAGCCCACGAAAGCCCGUAUAUGAACCAGGGGAAUACAGCAAGCUUGUUAAAAACUGGUAUGACUUUCACUUCGGAGCCCGGAAUCUAUCUAGUGGAUAAAUUCGGAGUAAGACAUGAAGAUGUGCUUCUCGUUCAGGAAGACGGAAACCCCCAGCUUCUCACAGGAAGCCGAGCCCGAGGCCCUUGGGAGCCAUGA